Neogale vison (American mink) is the source of this 635-nucleotide messenger RNA. It is a transcript of the gene NDUFA5, whose product is annotated as NADH:ubiquinone oxidoreductase subunit A5. Lineage: Eukaryota; Metazoa; Chordata; Mammalia; Carnivora; Mustelidae. Bases 72 to 422 code for a protein of 116 amino acids. The transcript has 5 exons. The record is from RefSeq and is a predicted model, not a curated record. Gene Ontology annotation, biological process: respiratory electron transport chain.
UCGGUGGUGGAUUGAGCGGGUCUGAGCGAGGUUCCCAGAGGGCUGCGCGUCCCCGUCCUGUCGGCGCUGUCAUGGCGGGUUUGCUGAAGAAGACCACCGGCCUUGUGGGAUUGGCUGUAUGUGAGAGUCCGCACGAGAGGCUAAGAAUAUUGUACACAAAGAUUCUUGAUGUUCUUGAGCAAAUUCCUAAAAAUGCAGCAUAUAGGAAGUACACAGAACAGAUUACAAAUGAGAAGCUGAGUAUGGUUAAAGCGGAACCAGAUGUUAAGAAAUUAGAAGACCAACUUCAGUGUGGCCAACUAGAAGAGGUUAUUCUUCAGGCUGAAAAUGAACUAAGUCUGGCAAGAAAAAUGUUACAGUGGAAACCAUGGGAGCCUUUAGUGGAAGAGCCUCCUGCCAACCAAUGGAAAUGGCCAAUAUAAUCAUCAUUAAAUGAUUGGUGUGUUGAUGGGAAAUGGAUGUAAUUAAAUGUUCUGUUAUAUUAAAAAUGUUUCUAUAUUAUUGACAUCUUAUAAUCAAAGAAAACUAAUAUGGAACAUAUUUAGGACACUUCUUAAAAUUGAUGACUAUGGUAAUAGGUUCUUGUGAAUCCAUUUUUGAUAUGUAAAGCAUUCAUUUAAAUUAUCUCAAAGAUU